UACAGCAGUUGCACGCGAGCAUUGCUGCGAUACGGUAGCGUCCUGGAACAGUCCUUCCGAGUUCGCCGGAUUUCAUGUGAAGUGUUUGUCUUUACCAAAAAAAAAAGAAAAGGUUCCCCUCUAUGUCAUGGUUCGGUGAUUGUUCUGAACGAACACAUUAAAUAACCAGUCAUUUGAUUUGGGUAGUCAUUCCUGAUAACCGUGUGCCGGAAUUUGAAUAUUACGUCUAGUCGGGCGAUGAUUUGAAGAUCGCGGUAGCCAAAAGAGCGCGCAAAAUUACCCGUGUGAUAUGUGUUGAUUACGUUCUCAGCUAUGUAGGCCUGAUUUGAACCGCAAAGAAGAGUGCAAUCAUAUCAUCAUCAUCUGAUGUCUGAUUGCUUUUACCCUAAUCGAAUUAAAGGAGUAGUUUACUGUGCAAAAUUACAACUGAGACACUACUGAUUGAACCGGACCAGAAGAAGUUGGCUCAAGACCAACCACUGUGAAGAUUCCAGUUAUUCAAUUAUUUGUCCUGCUCUCAGUUGGGGGACAGUACUACUAACCUGAUCAUAAAGUUAAUAGAGUGCAUAUAAAAGUGAACUACGGAGCGUGUCCUUGGAGAAAAAAGCAAGUGUUAAAAGGAUAGCGUAGAAGAGUUAUUAAAACCUCGCAAGAGAGGUAGUGCAAGCAGCGAGCAAUAGUACGCUAUAAAGUGUGAUUAGCUUCAAGGUCUUGUAUCCCAGACACAAUCUAUCAUCAUCAUCAAACGGGACCACACUGCUCUAGCUGUGCAAUCGGUAAUUGAAAAGGAUAAAAGUUAUAUUGAAUUUCAUCUUGUGUGACAGUGCGCGAUAUUCCCCUCGAGCGUGAACGGAGCCGAAGAGAUUGGACUCUUGAGGUUUAAUCGUGAAUCUUUUGGAGAAAGAUUAUUCGAAUGAAUUGACAAUAUCCAACGCCUCGCUUUCGUCGCUAUCCCCAUUCGGAUUCGGCGCGGCUCAAGAUGAACAACAGCACCAAGAUGCAGAUACGGGAGAACUUCACGAUGGACGGAAACACCCGGACAUAUAGCGAAAAUCGGGGCUACUUCAUCACUCGGAUGACACUGCUGACAACAGUGGCUAUAUUCAGUUGCCUGCUGGUGGGCACAGGACUGCUCAUAUAUCAUUUUGCCGGUUGUCAGGAAUUACCAGUCCACGCCAGCAUAUGCGAUCAUCGUUACCACUUCGUGUCCAAUCUUUCCUCCCGGGCACAUCUCGAGCACGAGACAACCCCUCCGCUGGUGGAAGACGCUAGCACAGCGCCGGCGACAACCGCAACGAGCAUAUCUUCCAGCAGGAUCUCUUCGACUUCUACCAGCGCGUCAGCGGAAAUCGGCACUCAUCAGCCGGGCUCAUCGGAAACCCAUCCGCCCGAAGAAGAUGACGUCCGACUGCCAAGAUCGAUCGAACCGAUUGCGUACAACAUUCGUCUGAUACCGUUUAUAGUGGAAGACAAUUUCACAUUCGCCGGCACGGUUGACAUCGAGGUGCGAGUUACGGCGGACUGUGAUAACAUAACACUGCAUGCGGUAGCCCUGCAAAUACACGAGGCACAUGUCCGGCGGCAAGAGCCUGGCGCUAGCGACGAUGAUGAAGAUGCUGCCCCCGGCGGUGACGAUGGUGGCGGUGGUCGCAACAAGCGGCAUCUGAGCGAAGCAACAGGCAGCAAUAAUGAUAAUCGACAGGAGCACAACGAAGUGGACAAUGGCACUGAUGGAGCCACUAGUAGUGACAAUGCAUCAGGGCGCAUCGUUGAAAUAGACCGGCAGUUUGUCGUGGAAAGUAAACAGUUUUAUGUGCUUAUGUUUAAACGGAAAUUGCUUGCCGGCGAGCGGUACGUGGUGAGGAUUAAGUACGAUGGGGUGCUCAACGAUUACCUACAAGGAUUCUAUCGGAGCUCGUACACAGUGCGGAAUGAAACACGAUGGCUGGCCACGACACAGUUUCAACCGACGGAUGCUCGUCGAGCGUUCCCUUGCUUCGACGAACCAGCCCUAAAGGCACGGUUCAGCAUCAGUCUCGCCCGUCCGAAAAGUAUGGUUUCGUUGUCCAACAUGCCAAAGCUGAAGUCGUACAAUGCACCAGAGCCCGGACUGGAAGACUACGUGUGGGACAUCUAUCAGCAAUCGGUUCCCAUGUCCACGUAUCUGGUAGCGUUUGUGGUAUGCGAUUUCGUUAGUUUGAAGUCCAACAAUUUCGCCGUAUGGGCACGGUCCGACGCCAUCUCAUCGGCUCGGUAUGCAUUGGACGUAGGGCCGAAGAUUCUGAAGUACUUGGAGCAAUUUUUCGAUAUUAAAUACCCACUUCCCAAGAUGGACAUGAUAGCGUUGCCAGAUUUCAGUGCUGGCGCUAUGGAGAACUGGGGUUUGAUAACCUACCGGGAAACGGCAAUGUUGUACGAGGAAAACGUGUCCGCCAACAGUAACAAGCAACGUGUGGUGACCGUUGUAGCUCAUGAGCUGGCUCAUCAGUGGUUUGGAAAUCUGGUGACACCGACCUGGUGGACAGAUUUGUGGCUCAACGAAGGUUUCGCCAGCUACAUGGAGUAUCUAGGAGUGGAUGCAGUGGAACCUGCUUGGAAAUCUAUGGAGCAAUUCGUAGUCAACGAGUUACACAAUGUGUUUUCACUGGAUGCCCUGUCAUCGUCGCAUCAAAUAUCCGUCCAAGUGCACAAUCCAGAGGAAAUCAAUGAAAUUUUCGAUAAGAUAUCAUACGGCAAAGGAGCGGCAAUAAUUCGAAUGAUGGAUCAUUUUCUUACAAGUGAUGUGUUUCGAAAGGGAUUGACACACUAUCUGAAUGAGAAGAAAUACUUGAGUGCCGACCAGGACGAUUUAUGGACUUUCCUUACCGCUGAAGCCAGAAACCAGGACGUGUUCGAUGAUUCGAUGUCCGUGAAAGAGAUCAUGGAUACUUGGACAUUGCUAACGGGAUUUCCCGUAGUAUCCGUCACGCGAGAUUACGACAGUAAGAGCAUUGAGUUCACACAGGAGCGAUUCAUGUUCAUAGAACCCAGUAACGAUACAUCUGCGAAGAAAGGUGAAGAUCAUCCACUGUGGUGGAUUCCAAUUACAUUUACCACAUUCGGAGAGAGUAACUUCAACAGCACCAAGCCGUACAUAUGGAUGAAGGCAGAGGAUAAGCUAGUGUUGCAAGAAACGGAUAUACCGAACCAUGACUGGAUGGUUGUCAAUAUUCAGCAAACUGGAUACUACCGUGUAAACUACGAUCAGCGGAACUGGGCCAUGAUUGUUGGCCAUUUGAUGGAUAAGCGAAAGCACACCACAAUUGCACCUUCCAACCGAGCGCAGCUCAUCGAUGACGCUCUUAAUUUGGCUCGCGGAGGAUACUUAAAUUACAGUAUUGCACUGAACGUUACCCGUUACUUGGUCCAUGAAACCGAGUAUGUCCCAUGGAAGGCUGCCAUUGGAGCGCUUAACUUCAUCGAUUCGAUGCUGAUCAAAACCAGUAGCUAUGAUAAGUUUAAGAAAUACUCAUUGCACUUGCUAAAACCAAUCUACGCCAAAGUUGGGUUUGAAGAUCCGAAGGACAGCCCAUUAUUGACAGUUUACAAACGAGUGGAUGUACUUACUGCAGCCUGCCAUCUUGGCUACAGAGAUUGUGUCAGUAAAUGUGUUCAAAAGUUUUACGAAUGGAUGCACGAACCCCAUCCCGACAUCAAUAAUCCCGUUUCUCCUAAUUUGAAGAACAUCGUCUACUGUACUGCCAUCAAGUACGGUGAUCAAGCCGAGUGGGACUUUGCUUGGGAACGGUUCCAAAAGACAACGAUUGCCAGUGAGAAGGAAACGCUUCUGUCCGCUUUGGGAUGCUCGAGAGAAACGUGGAUCCUGACACGCUUCCUAGAAUAUUCGAUGACCGACGAGUAUGGCAUUCGCAAGCAGGACGUUUUUCGUGUGUUCAUAGCAGUGUCGAACAAUGUGAUCGGCCAGCCAAUUGCCUUUAGCUAUAUUCGAAACAACUGGAAGAAGAUGAAAGAAUACUUGGGAACAUCUAUGUCCAAUUUGAAUAUGAUCUUGAAAUACUCAACCAAACGCUUGAACGUUCAACAUGAGCUUGAUGAGCUUAAGGAAUUUGCUCAAACCCACGUGAAAGAUACGGGUCGGACAAUUCAGCAAGCCAUUGAACGUGCCCAGGCCAAUAUCUUAUGGAUGGACAUGAACGCCGAUACCAUCGUUCAAUGGCUGAAUGAUGUGGAGUAUGAUCCCGACGAAGAAAUGUAGUUUCACGAAACGUACCAAAGCCAAUUGAUGGCAACCGUUUUCAAAAACUGUAAUUUGUGCUGUUCAUGUUGAACGAGAUGAGAGAGAUCACUUAUGUGUGCCAAAAGCGAUCCGUGUUUAGUUGAUGUGUUCUUCUACAUAAAUGCUACAUCAACUGUGGUAAAUACCUAAUCACCUUCCAUCAGAUUUAUCAUAAGUGUAUGUCAUCGAAAGGAAGACUGUAUAUUAGUUAUCAAAUUUAACGUGAGCAACCCAGUGGGAAGGACAUGUUUUUUUUACUUAGGUAACUGAAGAUAUUGAUUUAGUUUUUAAUGAUAAAUUAGAACUGAUCGUUCGAGUUUCAUACAUUCAUAAGAAAAUCCAAAUUUCAAAACCAAUGAGCCGUUGUAAGUUAAGGUAUGUGUAAUUUUUCCGUACAUUAAAUAAUUUAAUUGUACUUAAGUGGCUUUAAUAAAAUUGAACAUAUUUUUUAUUCCAA
Aedes aegypti (yellow fever mosquito) is the source of this 4733-nucleotide messenger RNA. RefSeq names its product aminopeptidase N. The coding region runs from base 980 to 4255 and encodes 1091 amino acids. Gene Ontology annotation, molecular function: peptide binding; zinc ion binding; metalloaminopeptidase activity. Gene Ontology annotation, cellular component: cytoplasm. The record is from RefSeq and is a predicted model, not a curated record. Gene Ontology annotation, biological process: peptide catabolic process; proteolysis. NCBI's taxonomy places the organism in Eukaryota, Metazoa, Arthropoda, Insecta, Diptera, Culicidae. The transcript has 12 exons.